Molecule: messenger RNA, 980 nt
Organism: Acipenser ruthenus (sterlet)
Lineage: Eukaryota; Metazoa; Chordata; Actinopteri; Acipenseriformes; Acipenseridae
Product: lithostathine-like
Exons: 4
Coding region: 41-574 (177 amino acids)
Source: RefSeq, a predicted model, not a curated record
UGCAUUUGAACAAUACACUUGAAACAGGAAACACUAAAACAUGUCGUCGUGUGUUUUCUUUACAGAUUCACACCCCACAAGCCCCUCUUCCACUCCAGUCUCUCAAGAUUCAGACCCCACAAGCCCCCCUUCCACUCCGGUCUCUCAAGAAGCAGAAUCCUCGAGCCCCCCUUCCACUCCUGUCUCUCAAGGCACUCCAGUCCCUGAGGAGCUCCACCUGAUCUCUCACAGUAUGGUCUGGCCGGAGGCUUGGCAGUACUGCAGGGAUCGCUACACUGACCUAGUGAGCCUCACAAGCCUGGCUGCACAGAACAGAGUGUCGGAGCUCGUCAGGAACAGCACUGCAUCGCGAUUCUGGAUCGGCCUGCACAGAACUGUUGUGUAUGAUAACUGGUACUGGGUUGCUGGUAAGGAUAAGAAGGCCCGUCUAAACUACACUAACUGGGCCCCCGGGGAGCCCAACAAUCCUUACUAUGAGCACUGUGGGGAGAUGGUGCUGCGGGAGGAUGGGGGGGCUGAGUGGAAUGAUCUGUGCUGCUAUGAACAGCUCCCCUUUAUCUGUUUCAAAGAUUAAAAACAUCCUGAAAAGCUUUUACAGCAGUGGCUCUCAAACUAUCUCCAGCUGGGACCCCUUUUAAAGGCACUUUAGUCUGAAAAAAAACAUUUACUAAGAAAAUGAUAGAAAUAUCUCAAUCUAAAUUGUGUGAACAUGGAAUGUGUGAAUAAUAAAGCAGAAAGAAAUCUCGUAUCUGACAGAGUUUGCAAUGCCAUGUCUGCUCUCUAUAAAGAGCUGCUCCAAUGCACUGCAGUCAUCGUGGAUGGAAGGUCUGCUUGAGAUGUGGUCAUUAAAAACCUUUCUGUGACCUCCAGGGGGUCCCAACCCCCAGUCUGAGAACCACUGUCUCCACAGAACCCAGAGCUUUACUAUAGAGUAGUGCAACAAAAUACUACACAUUCCUAUCAAAGAGAAUUCUCUGUAG